This is a messenger RNA of Trifolium pratense (red clover), 2298 nucleotides long. Its product is annotated as CRM-domain containing factor CFM9, mitochondrial. Gene Ontology annotation, molecular function: RNA binding. The record is from RefSeq and is a predicted model, not a curated record. NCBI's taxonomy places the organism in Eukaryota, Viridiplantae, Streptophyta, Magnoliopsida, Fabales, Fabaceae. The coding region runs from base 172 to 2055 and encodes 627 amino acids. The transcript is spliced from 4 exons.
GAUGGAAACAAAACAUGUAAAAAAUUCAAAAAUAAAUAAAUAAAGUGAAAAUCCAUAUCAGUCAAGACUCAAAACCCUGUUUUUUCUUGCAUUUGCAAAAGCCCUCACUCAUUCAUGUCAAACGCAGAAUCACAAAUUUCAACUCUGUGAUUUGUUGAACCGAAACAAACUAUGUUUGCUGUUAGAAAUCUUCAGAGACAUUGCUUUUUCAAACCCUUUUCAUCUCUCUUUCAUCUUCAACCAAACAAUCUCUUCAGAAAUGUUGUGCCUUUAGGACAAGGAAUGGAGCAAGGAAACAUUGAUGAUAAAUUUGAAGCAUACCAUAAAGUUAGAUUGUAUUGUUAUGUUAAACCGUUGAAUCUUUUGAAUGGAUCGUUGUGUCGGGGAAUGUCAACGACGAGAGGAAGGAGUAUGCGAAGCAAGGUGGAAAGAAGAAUGCAGAAGGAGUCUGGUAAGACGUUAAGAGAGAUUCGUAGAGCUAACAAAUUGAAGAAGAAACUUAUGACUGAGGAGGAGCGGCUCGUUUACAAUCUAAAAAGAGCGAAGAAGAAAAUUGCAUUGCUACUACAAAAGCUCAAGAAAUAUGAACUACCAGAGCUGCCUCCUCCACGACAUGAUCCGGAGCUCUUAACACCUGAACAACUUCAGGCAUAUAAAAAAAUUGGAUUCAAGAAUAAGAAUUAUGUUCCUGUCGGUGUUCGUGGAGUCUUUGGAGGAGUUGUGCAAAAUAUGCAUCUCCAUUGGAAGUUUCAUGAAACUGUGCAAGUUUGUUGUGACAACUUCCCCAAGGAAAGAAUAAAAGAAAUGGCUUCAAUGCUUGCAAGAUUGAGCGGUGGCAUCGUGCUAAACGUUCAUAAUGUGAAAACAAUCAUUAUGUUCCGUGGUAGAAAUUAUCGCCAACCCAAAAAUUUGAUACCUCUUAACACGCUUACAAAGAGGAAGGCCCUAUUCAAGGCCAGAUUUGAGCAAGCUCUAGAAUCUCAGAAGCUAAACAUAAAGAAAAUAGAGCAGCAGCUGCGGCGGAUGGGAGUAAAUCCGGAGGAUCCAACUGCAAUGGCCAGCAUCCAAAGAGUGGCUUCUACAUUCUUCAACGCCAUUGACAAGAAAGAGGGGAGCCCUUAUGUCUUCCGUGGAGACAAACCGUCAGUAAUAGAACCUAACGAAGGUUUGGGGGAGUCAGAUCCUUCUGCGGAUAGUGAUCAGGAAGAGCUAGAUCGAUUCAUCGCUGAUAUAGAGGAUGCUGCAGAUAAAGAAUAUGAAGCUGAAGAGGCCAAAGAACAAGAAGAGUUUGGAAGGCUUAGAUAUUGGAAUAGAGAAGAGUAUGGUGGAAGAUUCAGAAGAUUGGAUGAUUCUAGAAAUGAUGCCUAUGAUGGUGAGGUUAGAGGCUCAAGGGUUCGACAGAAUAUACAUCCCAGGCAUCGGACUACUGAUAGUGACAAUGAAGAGAAUGCUCGUUCUGACGAUGAUGAUAUUGCAGAUGAUAGUGAUAUUGACAGCAUUUCUGAUGGCUCUUAUGAAGCUAGAGGCAGGUUCGAGGAAAGUAGGGGGAGAAGAGAGAGGAACAAUAAUAAUAUCGGUAUUGGCAACGAUCAAGUUAAUUUUGGUCCGAGCAGACACAGUGGAGCUAAAUUUAGGAGGAAUUUUGCCAUAGAAGAUUCUGAAUCAGAAGGUACACUUAGUGAUGUUGAAAAUGCAAUGUGGGAGUCUGAUGACGAGGAAAACGACUCAGUACAUUUGAGACGGGCCAAAGGUGGCAACUACAAGAGCAGCAGCAGUGACGAUGAGGGCAAGAUUGAUGAUUCUGCUAAAUAUCGUAAUCAUUUUAGUGCACCAAAGAGUGUGAGAGGUAGGCAAGAAGGAAUUCGCAGAACGAAACCUGAAUCCAUUGAUGCCUUCAGCGAUUCAGAAGAGUGGAUGUUUCAAUCAGAUGGUGAGGAGGACUCAAGAGCUGAUGAUAAGGACUAUCCUACAAGUCAAAAUAGUAAGAUGGUCAAAAGUGAUAUCCAUAAGAAGAGAUCACCAAAGGAGGCAGAUGAGGCUUGGGACAGUGACUAGCCCUAGUAAAUGCAAGACCAUAAUUCAUUGUAGUUUUUUAAAACUUUGUUUGAGAUGUAGACAUCUUGAACAAAUUUGGAGCGACCUUCCCCAUCCGGCAUUUCUAAAAAUUCACACAUGACUCUGAAUUCCUGACAAACAUAAUUUGUCUAAAUGUGUCCUUUCGGACGACAUAAAAUUUGUGUUUAUUCUAGACGUGUACAUCCAAAGUUAUUUACUGGGGUGGGAAAAGUUCCGUGCGAA